Amoebophrya sp. A25 is the source of this 3880-nucleotide messenger RNA. The record is from the annotation of a GenBank genome assembly. NCBI's taxonomy places the organism in Eukaryota, Dinophyceae, Syndiniales, Amoebophryaceae.
GUUCUGCAAGUCAAAGGAAUUCGCUUCCUUCUCACGAUUUCCAGCUCUUGUAGGGUCAAGGAGAGUACUUGUUUCUUUUUUUCGGUGGGUGAGACACUUCCACUGUCCCACAUUCGUAGUGGUAAAGUAUUGGUGUUUUUAUCAAGCAUUUUCAGUACGAGUCAAGUGUCUUUUGUUGUCUUUCGAAAAGGUGAAGGUCUACUAACUCUACCACCUAAAUGUUUGUUGGUUAUGUUUCUCUUUUGCGUUAAGAUUUUAGAUGUCACUAGUUUCUAAAAAUUCAUCCUCGAGCAAUCAAUCUAUCAAAAGGCCCAUAACAGUUCGUCGUGCACUUCAAACUCGAUAUUACUACUGUCUAGUAGUUUAUAUGGCCUUAUUUUUUGACGUCCUUUGUGUGAAGACUGGUGUGAUAUAUAGUACACGACGUUCGAAACAAGAUGAAGGUGGUUGCAAAGCGUCCGAGCUGUGGGCUCUCGUUUUUGUUGCUGUGUGUCGGAGGCCAGCAUCACCUUUGGAGCGCGCCACGUCUGGUAACAGGGCUGCGGGCUCGUGGUGACGGAUUGGGCGCAAGAAUUUCAAGGUAAAAAGUUAAACUUACAAUCAGUAUCUUUUUUCUGUAGUAGCAAUUUAGCAUUUUCAACAAAUUUCUCUUGCACUUUUUUUUGGAUAACUAGCAAACAACUACACAAGGAUGAUUCAUUUUGCACUACAAAUGAAUCUUGUGUUACUUCAUCAGCAGGUCGGACACACAGAGCUUUCCCGGGGAAGAGGCUGUCGAGUCUCCGUCGUCCCCAUCGUCUCAAGUGCAUUCUCCACGAAGACCCUUGCUCUCGUCUUCCUUGGCUGGUUCCGACAAUAAACGAGGAGGAGUUUUAAAGCCCCGCCAUGACCAACAACAGGACCCGAUACUACAAAAAAGUGGUGCUGUUCAUCAUUCAGCUACUUCAUUGAGCCAAGACGUUGAAGGAGAUGCAGUGUUGCCAGGUAGAGGACGCGUACACAGCACAGAAGCGACUACAUCCACUGAAGUAGACUCGUCUGCAGUAGAGUCAGAAGCGGAUGCGAACAUGACGAGAAACGCGGAAGAUGUGGAGGAAAGUGAUUCUCGUGGUUCAGCAGCUGCAGCCGUUGUCGUGGGCUAUCGUCAAGAUGCGGGUGCCAUGGGUCCUCCUCAAAACGCGCGUGGUGCCUCAGCUGCAAGAACUUUGCCUCAAGAACCAGGUACAGUAGCAGCUCGUCCGAAACCCGCUGGAGGACGGCGACUUCUGACGCCUCAAGAGCAGCAACAAAUAGCGCGGAGUCGAUUCGGAAAGUUCGUCAUGGUUAAGGCUACAAGAAAUCCAUCUUCGCAGGCAUCUUGGUCCCGUUUUUUAAGGGAACGAAAAGGGGGCCCAAGAUGCUGCUGAAGAUGGAUCCCUCUUAGCUCUAACGAGGAUACAUGUAGAAUGGCUUUGUGCUUCACCUUCGUCAUGACAGCGUUGCCUUGCCUGGAAAAUGCGGCGCAUGCCGCUAUCUUUGGUGAUAGUACUUUUAGUUCUACCUCUACUUUAUCGGGAGGUUCAACUUCUACUACGUUUACUACACCACGCAGUGUACUAGCUGGCGAAGAUGAUGACGUUGACGAGCAGGAUACUUUUCCUACUAGUUGUAGUACAACCAUGUCCUCACUAGCAGGCAGCCUUCUCGAUUCCAAUGUACGCCAAUUCGCCAAUACGCCAAUUCCGAUUCUAAUGUACGCCAGUGCUAACUCCAACUACGUUGGGGAUCGCGUCAGUUCGUCAGGGAUGUGUGUGCCAUGGCCAGCUUAUUGCUCUUGUUACAGUCAUACUAGUGAUACUUCUUCUACUCUUUCCAUGCCCAUGUUGCCGCGACAGCCUGUCUUCCGACCUCUCCUCUCGCCAAAGAUAGUAGACGAGGACAAGGAUAGAGCACAAGAAGGAGAUGCUGAAGGCAAAGACGACACCUGUAGUACCGGGUCUUCGCAGGAGAAGACGAUGAACUUUUCUUCUUUUUUAGCGGAUAGAGGACUCCGCUUAGCCACCGACCGAGAAAUCGAAGCACUGAGAGCAUGUUGUCAAGGAAUCACCGCGUCUUCGUUGAAAAAAGGAUCAACAAAACACGAUGACGAAAGUGAAAGAGAGCCAGAGAAUGGACAGGAGCCUUCGAGGACUUUGAAGAUGUCACAUGAAAAGAGUACAAUGAGCAUGGAAGGCGAACAGAUAGCAAGACCUUCUAGUACAACUAACAAGAAAAGCGAGCAGGAGCAGCAGCAGUUCAUGAAUGAUGCGGAAUAUGAGGGUGUGGAACCCACUGAUCUCUGCGGUGAGCUCGUUAGUACUGUCUGCGUCACCACCCUGUGCGCCGGAGGGGGCUGGGUCGUGAAGGACUGGGAACGCUGCCUGGCUCAUGCGCUCAACUUGGGCCUCACGCGUAGCCAGACCGCUGCUCUCGCCAGUUUCGGCGUAUUAGGGUCUAUGUGACUUUUCCCACAAUGUGAGUGAUCCGGUUUAAACUACUUGUUAUGUAGGAAUACUUAGAAUGAUUUAUUUUCUGUAAACUAAAACUAUACUAGAUGCAACUACAAGCAACAACUAAAAAUUAUUAGGCAGUUCUUCUUCCUUAUAAUAAAUGCACAUGAUCCCAGUAACUGAGAUCAUGAAGAUGCUGGCAAUGUGCUGAAAUCGAAAUGAUAAAGAUAUUGUAAGUAGUGCCAUAUUUUAUUAGAUCAUGAAAAGUUCAUGGUCUUAGACAACAACAUAGUCCGUGUGCUAUUCGUUACACAACGCUAUCGCUAAGUGCUGUGAUGGAGCGAGAGUGACAGUACGCGAGGAACGUCAAGAGGGAAGCCGCUAGCUCAUACAGAUCCUUGAAUGGAUUUUUUUUAUGUGCUAGUGCGUGGUUUCCUCGAUCAUAAUUGCCCAACUGGCUCUUCUUGCUCCUUGAUGGCGCACUCUUUCUACAUCUUCAAGCACAGGGUCAAUAGUGAUGCUCCAACCUUCAUAUUUGACGUCACUCCAUGUACAUUAUUUCUCCCUGGUCAUUUCUUGGUGCUACAUAAUUUGUCAUCGUUCUUGACUCCGAUCCAAACUAUCACUAUGUAGUUCAUUCGCGAAGUCGAAGGUACGCAAAGCAAAACAGCGCGAGCCCAAAGUGGUCAAUAAGAAGUUGGUGAUGGUAAAUACAAAUAGUUAUUUCUAGUAGCUAGCAGUCAGGAAAGUUCUGUCAUGUUCAAAUAUUGUGAAUCAAUAAACUUCUUCUUCUUCAGGUUGGUACCUAUUACCGCUCAUCGACAUAUAGAAGAAGAAAUAUUUAAGACCGUAUUUUCAAAUAGAUGAGUAAGUAUCUUCGCCUAAUGUAAGUAUCUUCGUAUCGAUGCCCGAGCGUGGCGUCUAGCUGGAGGUCUGGCUCGAGAUAUUGGAUCUGCAUAUUUGAAGAACGCAGUAGCAUGAGCACAUGGUCUAUUCUUAGAUGAUUUCUUCAUACUCCUUGUCCUUCGACGUAAGGAGUCAAUCUGUCUAAAAUCUUUCUUCUAUACCUCAUCGUUGUGCCAAAAGAUGUUAAAAAAACUGGCGCUCCAAUGUCUAGAUCCACUAGUAAAUUUUUUUUCUUUUUAUAUGAAACAUUCUUUCAUUUGUGAUUUCCAGUUUCUGUAAAAAGAUGCUUGGCUGGAAUAGUGUCUGUGACAAUGAAAACACUUUCUUGUACACGCAGGCUGCUAUUCUCGCAUGAAAUUCUUGAAUGCAAAAAGAUAAAGAAAAAUGAGAUGCGCAAAAUGGUGACUUCGGAUUUACAGUGAGAUCAGAUUCGUCUCCUAGACACAGGAAAACAAGGACGAGCAUCACUCAGCCAGGGCACACGCUGCGACCGACGGAAAAUUGUG